Molecule: messenger RNA, 3610 nt
Organism: Dermacentor andersoni
Lineage: Eukaryota; Metazoa; Arthropoda; Arachnida; Ixodida; Ixodidae
Product: PAX3- and PAX7-binding protein 1
Biological process (GO): mRNA splicing, via spliceosome
Cellular component (GO): nucleus
Molecular function (GO): DNA binding
Source: RefSeq, a predicted model, not a curated record
CAUCAUCAUUUGUUGAGGCAACAAUUGCGUGUUCGCAAGCGGCGGCAAGUCGCACAAGCGACGUUUCAGCGAUGUCUCUCUUUAGGAAACCUAACAGAAAAUUUCGGCAGAGACUGCAUCACAGUGACACCGAAGACGAAGCAGAGGUGACAAAUGUUGAGGAGGAAAAGUCGCCGCCUCGAGUGGAGACGCCAGCGGCGGCGGUAGAGGCAGAGGAAUCGAAGGCGCCGGCGUCGCUACUUAGUUUCGGUGAUGACGACGAAGAGGAGACGGAGGUGUUCAAAGUGCGGAAGUCGACAUACAGCCGACGUCUGGCCAAACAGCUGGAACGUGACCGCAAGAAGAAGCUUCGCGAGGCAACGAAGGUGGAAGUCAAGCCAGAGCCUGAGCCACUACCUUCUGCGCUUCCUGAAAAGCCCUCUGCGCGGCCUUUUAGUGAUGAGCUUGAAAUUAAGAUUAAGAACACAUUCAAGAUCCUCAACUCUGAAGAAAUCAAGGGAUCUGAGAGUGAGGAAGAGGAGGAAGGAGAGGGACCUCAGUAUCGGCGUCUCAGAAAUGUGAUCCAAAGUGGUGUGAUUCCCGAUGCGGCUACUAUCUAUGCUUUGAAAAAGCGAAGACAAAUGGCGCGCGAGAUGGGUGACUUUAUUCCCCUGGAGCAGGAGGACCAAAAAGGACGUGCUGGUGAGGAGGAAGACCAGAGUGAAGACGAGGAGGGUCGCAUCAACUUUACAGUGAACACAGCCGCCAUAGAGAAGCAGCGUGCCAGGGAGGCGCUUAUUCAAGCGCAGGAAGAGCAAAGUGGUGACGAAGUGGCUCGCGAGGAUGUUGCAGAGUUGGAGCGCUGGGAGCAGGAGCAGAUGAAGAAGGGCGUCAGCACUGCACCAGUUGCAGCAGUCCCGACACCAGAGGAACCCUGUAUUGUGCCAGCAUACUUCACAGAGCAGCCGGUCCCUGUGUUAAUCCAGGACCGGCAGAACCUCAGCUCGCAGGCUGUCCUUGAGCGGAUCACAGAUCGGCUCAAUACAGUCCGUGAAAUGCUGGCUCUGCAUCGGCGGCAGAAAACGCAGGCGCUGACUGACCUGGAGGUGUCAGCAGAAGCCUCUGCACAGCUUCGUGAGGAGCAGCCACAGUUGGAAACAAACUUCCGCUUCUUCCAGGAGAUGCGGUCAUAUGCUGCUGAUCUUAUUGAAUGCCUUGAUGCCAAGACACCCGUGAUCUUGGCCCUGGAGGGACGCAUGAUGUCGCUGUUUUGUCAGCGCAGUGAGAAGCUUGUACAGCGUCGGCACCAGGACAUAAAAGACCAGGCUGAAGAAUGCAACCUUGCAGUGAAGGGUUUGCGGGGACUGCCCGUGGAGCCUAACAAUCGAGGCAGCCAACAGCGCAGUUGGCGGGCUGCUGAGCGAGAGGGCCGCAGAGUGCGCAGACGCAAAGCCCGUGAGGCUCAGCAGCAAGGCUUGGCACAGCAGCGGAAUUUGGCGCAUCAUGAUGGCAUGUCCACGGAUGAUGAGCAGCCUGAUGCCGACAGGCUGGCCUUUGACAAGGAGCGAGAGCUUAUCCUGGAUGAUGCGCGGCACGUCUUUGAAGAUGUGACGGAGCACUUCAGCAACGUGGCUUCCCUGAAGCAGAAGUUUGAACGCUGGAAGCAGGACUUUGGUGAAUCUUACGAGCAGGCCUACAUUCCCUUGUGCUUGGUCAAGCUGCUGGUGCCCUUUGUGCGACUGCAGAUGGUUGCUUGGAAUCCCAUUGAGAAGCCUGAGAGCCCAGAAGGCUGUGGAUGGUACGAAGCACUCCUGUUCUACGGCGAGGACACUCCAGAUGACCCUGACCUGUGCCUGCUGCCUCGCGUUGUGGAGCGUGUUCUUCUGCCAAAAAUGGCAGCACUGGCAGAGAAGGUCUGGGACCCCAUGUCCAGCACCCAGACACUGAACCUGGUGCGGACAGCCAAGAAGCUGGUUGAGGAUUACCCAACGGUCAACGCCCAAAGUCGGCACCUACAGAACUUCUUGGCCAAGGUGGCAGCACGUAUUAGUCGAGCUUUGGAUGAAGAUGUCUACAUUCCCCUCUAUCCCAAAGAGGUCCUAGAGAACAGGUCAGGAGCACCUGCGGCCUUCUUUCACCGGCAGUUUUGGUCCUGCCUUAAGCUUAUGAAGAAUGUCCUCAGCUGGCAAGGCCUGCUGGCUGAGGAGCCACUCAAAGAGCUGUCCUUGUGCAGCCUGCUGAACCGUUACCUGAUUGUGGCCCUGCAGGCCGGCCUCUCUCAAAGGGACACAGUUGAAAAAUGCACCCGCCUGGUGUCAACGUUGCCAACAGCAUGGCUGCGAGGGAGCCCACUUCCACAGCUGGAGUUGUUGACACGCUUUCUGCGACUCUACCGGCAGCACCUGGAGGGCCUCUGUGCUUCCUCUGCUUUGGGACCGGAUAUGCAUGCCAGAGACGCGCUGGAAGAAGUUGGAAAGCUUCUGGCCUCACUGACAGACAAGGCCAAAUCAUAAGACAUGUUGGAAAUAAAAGAGGCACUUUUGCAUUGCAACAUUCUUGUGGCAGUGUAGGAGUGUCAUACUUGUGUAUCUUUGUCAUCCUUUUUCCCUCGUCAUAAUUUUCUCAAUUUUCAUUUAGUAGACAAUGGGCCUUUUCGAUUUUCCACUUCUGGCUACCUGCGGGCUGCCAGAGCCAGCCAGAACGCCUUCGUCUUUCUCGGAUUGCUCUGCCCACCGCACAAUGCACUUCCGCCGCAUGUUCGUUUUACUCGGGCUGGACGUUUCUGGCUACCUGCGGGCUGCCAGAAACAGCCAGGACGAUUUAGGUCUGGCUGUUCUCUGGAAGUUCUCUGGCUAGCGGACAGCAAAAAGAGGCGACGAGCGCUCGCUGCCAUCUUCAUGGGGGCUUCACGGAUUGCAACACGGGCACUUGAAGACUUUUACCUCGCUCAGUCAACUGGCGACGGUCACCUUUGGAUUGCAUUACUUCUAGUGUUAUUUUUUAAGGUUCUGACGCACCGCUCCGCCUUGCGAGGUGGUGCGAUACGUGUGGUGGUGAACCAUUUAAAGUGUUCUUUUGUGUCUGUGUGUGUUUGUCCUGUGAAGGCUUGUUCCCAGUGCUGUGAACAGUGUGCCGCACUCAUGUGUAAAUGCUAUCUGCAUUGUGUUCCGCGCAAGUUGUAGAUGCUCUGCCCUUUUGUUCUGCCCCACAAAUUGCAGUGCCUUUUCAGUUCAUCUUUCUCUGGUGGUAUUCCUUUUCACAUCUCUCGCGUAUGUGCGGUGAUAUGUUGAUUUUCUGGAGUUAGCAAAGGCGUCGCAGCUGGCCUGUGUUCGCUUCGUCUCUCCGUCAUAUCCUUGGGUGGCAGCUCGAAACCGAUGUGUACUCAUGAUAGGCCGUUGAUGUUAAAGGCAUGCACUAGUUGUGUAAUGGCCACAUGUACAUUAGUUUAUUGCUCUCAUGAUCAACCAGUACUAUUUUUGGUGUGAAACCUCUAGCUGGUCACGUGCGGUGUGCAUUUUCAUGCGCCUACUGCAGCCUCAGCUCCUUGAAUGAGCAUCUUUAAUGCCUCUGUAUGUAUGUAUAAUCCCCAUUUGUAACCUUAUUAUUAUGCAAAUAAAGAACUCUCAAACAA